AUUGUUCUGAAUAACUCAACAUGUGCACUUUGCUCUGCAAUGCAUUAAUGCUGCCAAACACAACUCAGCUCCUAUUUGAGAUGUUAUGUAAAAAAAAAAAAAUAAGAAAGAAGUGGUGGGAAAAUUUUAAGAAGCCUGCAAAGUAGUCUACAGAGCAGAGUAUAAUUAGUCUUUUUCUGUGUAUGUUAUUUAUAGGUCUGGCAGAAGUCUAGAGUCAAUGAUGAAAAAUCAGACAACACUGACAGAGUUCAUUCUUCUGGGACUGACAGAUGACCCCAACUUACAGAUCUUGAUUUUUCUCUUUCUCUUCUUUACCUAUAUAUUAAGUGUAUUUGGCAAUCUGACCAUUAUCAUUCUCACUUUGUUGGACUCUCGACUCAAGACUCCCAUGUACUUCUUCCUCAGAAAUUUCUCCUUUUUAGAAAUUUCCUUUACAUCUGUUUCCAUUCCAAGAUUCCUGAUAACUAUUUUAACUGGGGAUAGGACAAUUUCCUACAAUUUUUGUGCAGCACAAUUAUUCUUUUUCAUCCUCUUGGGCACAACAGAAUUUUUUCUGCUGGCUGCCAUGUCCUAUGAUCGCUAUGUGGCCAUCUGUAAACCUCUACAUUAUAUGACUAUUAUGAACAGCAAAGUCUGCAAUCAGCUUGUAAUCAGCUGUUGGCUGGCAGGUUUUCUCAUUAUCUUUCCACCAGUCACAAUGGGUCUCCAACUGGAGUUCUGUGACUCCAAUGUAAUUGAUCAUUUUGCAUGUGAUUCUUCUCCUGUCCUGAUGAUAUCCUGUACAGACACCAGAUAUUUAGAAGUCAUGAGUUUUUGCCUAGCUGUGUUCACACUCAUGGUCACUUUGGCAUUAGUGAUUUUGUCCUAUGCAUACAUUCUCAAAACUAUUCUGAGAAUUCCUUCUGCCCAGCAAAGGAAAAAGGCCUUUUCCACUUGUUCAUCCCACAUGAUUGUUGUCUCCAUCUCUUAUGGAAGCUGCAUCUUCAUGUAUGUCAAACCAUCUGCAAAAGAAGAGGUAGCUAUGACUAAAGGGGUAGCAGUACUGAAUACUUCUGUUGCUCCCAUGCUGAACCCCUUCAUUUAUACUCUAAGGAACCAGCAAGUGAAGCAAGCCUUUAAGGCCAUGGUCAAAAAGAUAUUGAACUCAAAUAAAUGA
Sarcophilus harrisii (Tasmanian devil) is the source of this 1156-nucleotide messenger RNA. RefSeq names its product olfactory receptor 6C76-like. The transcript has a single exon. Gene Ontology annotation, biological process: G protein-coupled receptor signaling pathway. Gene Ontology annotation, cellular component: membrane. Gene Ontology annotation, molecular function: olfactory receptor activity; G protein-coupled receptor activity. The coding region runs from base 218 to 1156 and encodes 312 amino acids. The record is from RefSeq and is a predicted model, not a curated record. NCBI's taxonomy places the organism in Eukaryota, Metazoa, Chordata, Mammalia, Dasyuromorphia, Dasyuridae.